Botrytis porri is the source of this 1725-nucleotide messenger RNA. RefSeq lists its product as uncharacterized. Gene Ontology annotation, biological process: phospholipid transport. Gene Ontology annotation, cellular component: mitochondrial intermembrane space. Lineage: Eukaryota; Fungi; Ascomycota; Leotiomycetes; Helotiales; Sclerotiniaceae. The transcript is spliced from 2 exons. Bases 519 to 1088 code for a protein of 189 amino acids. The record is from RefSeq and is a predicted model, not a curated record. Gene Ontology annotation, molecular function: phosphatidic acid transfer activity.
ACAACCAUACCAUAUGGAGAAGAGAAGGAAGAACCUUCGAGGAACCUUGACUCUCGAGGUCUUGAGACACCUGGGGCAUGAUCGGAUAGAAAUUAAGCGAAACCCCGAUGGCGAAAGAAUUUUUGAUUUUCACAAGCAAAAAAAGUGAAGUAAGAAGUAAUUAAUAGAAAAGCCCAGACAAAUCCGAAUUCAAUCCGACCCUUUAUCUUGGAAAAUUCUAUCCAUCUUACUAACAAAUUCGAUAUUCCUAUAACUAUCUGAAUCUGACUCUUCCUCCUUCUUGAUUACAACGAGCAGGUAAUUAUAUCAUACAUUUGUUUUGGCGCUUCAAUAGAUAGAUUAAUAGAAUCACAAUCAAUCAAAGUUCAUUCAAUCAUCAAUCAUUCAGUCGUUCCAUUCACCAUCGACCAUUACUCAUCGAUACUUCAAAAUAUCAAUCCCUACGAUAACUUCUUAGUCCAAAUCUCCAACAAGCACACGACCAAAGAAAGGCACACGACCAAAGGCACACGAUCAAGAUGAAGGUCUUUUCUAGCGAUUGCAAAUUCGAUUAUUCGUGGGAAGAGGUUUCAACAGCAAACUGGAGAAAAUAUUGUCCAUGGAAUCACAAAUCUACUCAUGUAAUCGCCGUCGAUACAUUAUCACGACAUGUCGAUGCUGAAACCGGAAUUCUACGAACCGAACGUUUAAUCACCUGCCAACAAUCAGCUCCAAAAUGGCUUCAAUCUCUCAUGGGCGGUAAAGAUACAUCUCACGUCUUCGAAACCUCAUAUGUCGAUCCUAUUACCAAAAAAGUCACCAUGACUUCUACCAAUCUCACAUUUUCCAAUAUCAUCAAUGUACAAGAAACGGUUGUCUAUCAACCUUUAUCAGCAAACACAACGCAAUUUGUACAAACAGCACAGAUUACUGCAUUAUGUGGUGGAUGGCAAAAAGUGAAGAAUGCAGUUGAGGACGCGACAGUCACGGCUUUUUCGGAAAAUGCACGAAAAGGAAAGGAGGGAUUCGAAGCAGUAUUGGCAAUGAGUAGGAGGGUUUUCAGUGAGGAGAAAAUGAGACAGCAACAAGCCAAUACUGUUACUGCAUAAGGUUCGGAAUUUGAAGAGAGUUUUGGAGAGGGGUUUGCAUGAGAAUAUUCCGGUCCGAUCCGAGAUACACGAUGAGAUUUAUAUUAUUUGAAUCUCAUUACAUCACGACUCCAACGAUCUCUCCGUUACUUUUGUCUCCUCUCCACUUCACUUCACUUCAACAAUCUUCUCACUUAAUUUCACCAUUUACGAGUUUCGCAUCAUCUUGGGAGUUUUGGGAUUUUCAUUGCAGGUCCCGGCAUACAAAAAAGUCCACUUUCGGAGUUCUAGAAGGAAAGUUUUCGGUUGGGAAUUCUAUUUUAAGCGCGGCGUUGCAAAAGGAUAAAUGAGAUUUGGGUUAGGUUGGGUUUUGCUUCAUAAAGGCUGUUGUCUUUUGUUGUCUCUGAAAAAGUCAUGAUUUUCAAAGAAAACAUUCAUCCUCAACGCUGAUGUGGGUUAUUGUUACGAUACAGAUACCCCUUUUUUCCUUUCUUUUCCUAUUUAGUGCAUCUUUUCUUCUUUGAAAGGGGAGGUGAAAAUAGAUGGAUGGAUGAGUGGGUUUAUAGAUGAGGCUGAAUAGAGAGGGAUGUAGAUAGAUUGAGCGAGUCAGUGAGUGAAAGACCUGAAGAGGAAGAGAAUGUUAGACUUUACUUUAUAU